Scutellospora calospora is the source of this 3068-nucleotide messenger RNA. The record is from the annotation of a GenBank genome assembly. NCBI's taxonomy places the organism in Eukaryota, Fungi, Glomeromycota, Glomeromycetes, Diversisporales, Gigasporaceae.
AUGAAAUAUGUUGCAACUUGGAGCAAAUAUGAUAAGUCAAUUUAUGGGUGGCCGGUUGUAGAAGGGAAGCAACGAUUAGACUUUGAUAAUUCAAUUUCUAGUCAAGAUCUUAAAGAUAUACCAGUUCAUGUUACUAGUAAUGAUCUUAGGGAUAUACCAGCUCAUGCUAUCAAUUAUGUUGACGAUUUUUCUGAGGUUACCGGAAUCAUCGAUCUAAAAACAAAAUUAUUACAAAAAUUUAAUGCUCAAGGUUUAUCUAAACUUUUUACUUAUGAAACAGUCCGUUUUCUUGAAAAUGGUAAUUUAACUAUUGUAAAAGGAGAUCCAAUUUAUCGAGCUUACAUUUUUUCACAUACAAAUUCUAAUGAUGAAUAUCAGUGGAAAUGUAUAAAUGUUAUCGAUCUCAAAGAUUUUUACAAAUGUUUCGUUCUUCCAAAAGGAAAGUUAUUACUUUUAUCAGAAAUACCUUUUGUAAUCUCACAAUGGGAUUUGAAAUCUUUAAAAUUUGAAGCUCAAUAUGUAUUAGAUUUGAAUGUGUUUAAAGAUAAAGAUUAUAUAGAUUUACAAUUGAAUAUUGAUAACACAUUAUUAGCAGUAUUUAAUCAUAAGCAAGAUGCUAUUAAUCUUUAUUCAACAAGAACAAGUAUUAUGAUCUCGAAAUAUGUAUUCAAAAAUAAAAAUACGUAUGGAAUAAUUGGUGUAAAUUUUAUUUCAUCAAAGAAUAAAGAAUACUUGCUUGUUAAAUUUUAUAAAAUUGUUUAUAUUCUGGUUCCAUAUUCCAAUCCCGUAGAUGCAAGUAAAUUAUUACAACUUAAAUUAGAUGACGAUCUGAAUAGUCAAGACGAAAAAUACCUAUAUCCUAAUGCUAUUACCUCUGAUUUUAUUGUGGGUGUCUGGAAUAAAAAUUUAUGGAUUCAAUGUCUAAUUCGAGAGACUAAAGAAUGGACUGAUUAUUUGCAUCAAAAUUUCAAUGAUUAUAAUAAAAUUCAUACUUAUUUCUGUACAAAUGAAAUAGAAAACAUGAUUAAAACUACUUUGACAAAAGUUAAAUCUUGUUUAGCAAAUAAUUCCAUUAGAAUAUUAACAAAAAAAUUUCUUGUUGGAUACGUAUAUGCUUGGAUCGUUAAGGAGACCGAAGAUCAUAUUUAUCUAACAGCCUGGAAGUUUAAUCAUAAAAAUUCAGUAUGGAAUAAAGUUGGAAAUAUGAUACAGAGUUAUCCAUCUGAGCUUAAACAGCUUUCUAGUGGAGAUUUAAUGGCAAUUUCAAUAAGAGGUAUAUUCAUUUGGACAGCAUGUGGGAGUGAUAAAAUAAAUUUAAAUUAUUAUUGGGGUUCUAUUGAUAUCACUAAACCUAAUCAAAUUUAUUAUAAAUCAAUCAUUGACCAGCUUGAUUUUCUUAAUGAUAAAUUGGUUUUUUCACAAAAUUAUUUUCCUCCACCAAGUAUCGAUCAAUUAGUCUCUCAUCCGUUGCUUGCUUGUCAUAUGGACAUAAUAACUAGAGAAUUGUUUUUAUUUGAUGAUUUAUUAGAAUAUUACAUUGAUGAUAUGUUCUUUUUAUCAUUAUACGGAACGAUCAUAAUUAGAGAAUUAAUUAAAAGCAAAAAAUAUGAAAAAGUUGGGAAAACAUUUUAUUAUUUUCUUGAACAGGCUUUAGAAUCAAUGCGAGAUGGAAAUAUUUACACAUUCACAGAAUUAAUUGAUAACAUUUCAGCCUUACUUUUAGAUUUAGAAUUCUUUGAUGAAAAUUUUGGUUUUGCAGAUCACUAUUUAUCAAAAACUGCAUUAUUACUUCCUGAUCAUUUUGAAGAAGUAUUUUUAAUUCAAUAUUGGGGAUUUUGUAAAGCCAAAUAUCCACUAUUUGGUAAAAUUGUUAAUUCGUUUUAUUCAACUUAUUUUAUUUCAUAUCCUCGACCAACUGUCAAAUUAAUGGUUCCUACGGCAAAUUUUGCUACUUAUUCUAAUGAUUAUUCUACGUGGGAAGAAUUAAUUUGUCCACCAACUAAUUUUUUUAUUUCUUUAAAUUCACCUGAUCAAUUUAAAUGGUGGAAUAUUAAAGCUCUGAUCAACUUUAAGUGGAACACUUAUGGAAGAUUUUAUUAUUACGUAAAUUGGAUUAUUUAUACGGCAUUUAUGUUAAGUUUUACCAUUAUAGCAACUAUACCACCAGAUACGAUAACUUUGGUUCAUUCUCAAGUUUAUCAAACAAUAUCAAUUAUUCUUGGUUUCUUUUUUCUUACUUUUGAAAUUCGUCAAUUCUUAUUUGACCCUUCUACUUAUCUUUAUAGUUUUUGGAAUUGGAUCGCACAACGAAUUUUUUCAUUUAUUGUAGUUUUAGGAAUUAUGGUUUUAAUAUUUGCACAUUCUUUACAUUUAUUAUUAAGACCUACCUCUAAUUAUUCUUAUAAUCAACCAAGUUAUACUGAUGAUGUUAAUAAUCCUUGGAAUUUAGCUCCUAGAUAUCAAUCUAUUUUAUCUAAUGGUACAAUUGAAAAUGAAUCUUCUCUUAUUGAAACUCCAGAUGCGAAUACAAAUCUUUUUGCACUAUUUAGUACUGCAAUUGUUGCUGUUUAUUUCAUGUUAACAGAUUCAAGUUCAGUUUCUCCUUGGGUUUUAAAAGAUAACCCGACAUUAGUCUUAUUAUUAGCCAUGUUUUCUUUUUUUACAACAAUUUAUUUGAUGAAUUUAUUUAUUGGAUUACUUGGCAUGGCAAUUAAUGAAACAAAUAACGUUGAAUCAUUUUUGCAAUUAAAAGGAGAGGUAUUGGCAGAAAUUGAACUUUUUUGGAUGUUACCUUAUCAAAGAAGAAGAAAAGAUUGGUUUCCUGAUAUUUUAUAUUAUGAAGCUUCAAUUGAAGAACUUCAAAAAUUUGUUAAAGAGGCACAAGAUGAAAAUCAAGAUACAUUUCCAUCUUAUCUGUCUGAUUCAAUUUUUAGGAUUUCAGGAGUUGACAAACCACUUGAAAAAAAGACUAAAGAUAUUGAAAUUAAAAUUGAUAAAUUUGAAGAAAAACUUGACAAAAUUAUUAAUACGCAUAGGUUUGAUGAAAAACUUAACAAAAUUCUUGAAAA